CCUGUAUCCUCUCGUGUCGUCAUCAGCGUGGGAGCAUAAAAACAACGGAGGAGGCGUCGUUGAAGAGAAAGAGUUUGUUGCUUUUCUCCUGCUUCUCUACGGAAACUUUUAGAAAAUGGUGCAGCAUCUGUCCAAACCCGGAGCGAAGGCGGCUCCUCUGCUGAAGGCCGGCCACCCUCCUGCAGUGAAGGCUGGAGGUAAACGAGUGGCCAAGAAAAGCCUGGAGGACGGAACCACCCAUGGGAACCAGGACAAGGAUACCAAGCGGUCUGAUAAAUUGAGGUCCGUUGCCACUGCCAACAGAAUGCAGCAAGUGGGCAUACUCCUGGCCGGAACUCUCGACAAGCUGAGCCAUGACUUCCCCGAGACGCCGGUGAGCGUGAGGCACAGCAAGCUGCGCCCUGCGGUGGAGAAGACCCACUCGCCCCGCACGGUUCUCAUUCAGCAGCCGAGGAAGUUUUGAACGGCGUCUGUGUUUCCGACUGCGCCCGGGGGGGGAGCGGCGUGAAGUCAACUGUGAAAGACAAACAUGAGGUGUUAGACACACGAGGGGUUCUGACAGGUUGUUUGUGAUGUGUUGAUGGAAAGAGGGCUCUCAUCACGCUCUCUGUUUACUCUGUAGAAAAGUGAAGAUGCCUUUUUUUUUUUUUUCAGGCGUUUCUUGAUUGUCAGAAUAUUCUAAACCCAGGUUGUAGUUGUGUUUUCCAGCCGAUGGAAUGAACGAUGGCAGGGUGGUACCAGCAUGUUGAGAGGGGGGGGUUGUAAGUGAGGCUUUUGGGACUGUUUAAAAACAAUGUAUUGCUUGGCACUUAUUAGAGUUAAUAAAAAAAAAUAAAAAAAUUGCAUGAUAUAACCUUAUAGCAGACUUGUACUUAAUUUCUUUAGUUUUCUUUUGCAGUAAGCAGCAACAGUCCCUAGGUGGCAGCAUAUAGCCAUUUAUAAACAGAUCUUGAUGUACUUUUAUAAAUCAAACUUGUUGUAAGCAAAAUAUUAAUAAAAAACUUCCAUUACUACUUCA
Messenger RNA from Hippoglossus stenolepis (Pacific halibut), 1018 nucleotides. It is a transcript of the gene dapl1b.1, whose product is annotated as death associated protein 1b. Gene Ontology annotation, biological process: cellular response to amino acid starvation; negative regulation of autophagy; apoptotic signaling pathway. NCBI's taxonomy places the organism in Eukaryota, Metazoa, Chordata, Actinopteri, Pleuronectiformes, Pleuronectidae. The record is from RefSeq and is a predicted model, not a curated record. The coding region runs from base 116 to 463 and encodes 115 amino acids. The transcript is spliced from 4 exons. Gene Ontology annotation, molecular function: death domain binding.